CUGUGUUUAUCAGACACCAGAAGUGCAUCUGCUGAGUCAACCUCAAUCUACUAGAGGCGUCUCUGGCGCAGGGACAAAACGGAGGAGUAUAAACGCAAGAACUCAAGCGCAAAGCGUGACAGAGACCUGAUGAUUACAACCUCAGACGCCUUUUUAAAAUGAACAGGGGAAUGACAUUGAUCUUGACUACAAAAAUGAACAUCAGAUAAAGAAUGAGUACAACCUGCACCCUUUACCCGAUGCCAUAGUUCAUCAUCUGAGGAAAAGAUGUCACCGGAAAAUCUCAAGAUCUAACUUGGACCUUUUCAGACCUUUCUAAAACUUUGAACUCUUUGAACUGACUGUAGAACUAUUUUUCUUUCUUAUUGUCUAACCUACCUGAGCCUUAAAACAAUGGCUUCCUACAGCCCUGCCCCCACAGAGGAGCCCACUUUAGAGGGAUCGAAUGGCAACCUAAAGUCAAUGGGCUCUCAGCAGUCGAUGAAACUGAAAAAAGAAAUCUCUUUGCUCAAUGGCGUGUGUCUCAUCGUGGGAAACAUGAUCGGCUCUGGAAUCUUCGUCUCACCAAAAGGCGUACUGAUGUACAGCGCCUCAUACGGCUUAUCUCUGGUAGUGUGGACAAUCGGUGGGGUCUUCUCUGUGUUUGGGGCUCUCUGCUACGCCGAGCUUGGAACCACUAUUACUAAGUCUGGUGCCAGUUAUGCCUACAUCCUGGAAGCCUUUGGAGGUUUUCUGGCCUUCAUCCGUCUAUGGACAUCCCUCCUUAUCAUUGAGCCCACCAGCCAGGCCGUAAUCGCCAUCACCUUCUCCAACUACAUGGUGCAGCCCAUCUUCCCCACAUGUAUAGCACCCUAUGUGGCCAAUCGUCUGCUGGCUGCAGCCUGCAUCUGCUUGCUGACUUUUGUGAACUGUGCCUAUGUCAAGUGGGGGACACGCGUUCAGGACUUCUUCACCUAUGCAAAGGUCAUUGCCCUCAUCGCCGUCAUCAUCACUGGCCUUGUCAAGUUAUCCCAGGGUUACACACAGAAUUUUGAGGAUCUGUUCACAGGUUCAUCUCAGGAUCCUGGUGACGUGGCGCUUGCGUUAUAUUCUGCUCUCUUCUCAUACUCUGGAUGGGACACUCUCAACUUUGUCACUGAAGAGAUCAAAAACCCAGAGAGAAAUCUUCCAUUGGCCAUUGCCAUCUCCAUGCCCAUUGUCACAGUGAUCUACAUCCUGACCAAUGUGGCAUACUAUACAAUCCUGCCCAUCCCUGCCAUUCUGGACAGUGAUGCCGUGGCUGUGACAUUUGCAGACCAGGUAUUUGGGUAUUUUAAUUGGACGAUACCACUCGCUGUCGCCUUCUCCUGCUUUGGAGGAUUAAAUGCAUCUAUUUUGGCUGCUUCAAGGCUGUUCUUCGUGGGCUCGAGAGAGGGCCACCUGCCAGACUACCUGUGCAUGAUUCAUGUCAACCGUUUCACCCCCAUCCCCGCCCUGCUCUUCAAUGGUGCCAUGGCGCUUGUGUAUCUGUGUGUGGAGGACAUAUUCAAACUGAUCAACUACUACAGCUUUAGCUACUGGUUCUUUGUGGGUCUGUCUAUUCUGGGACAGCUUUACCUGCGAUGGAAACAACCAGACAGGCCACGACCACUAAAACUCAGUCUGUUCUUCCCAAUUAUAUUCUGCCUCUGCACAGUGUUUCUUGUGGUGGUGCCUUUAUACAGUGACACUAUCAACUCAUUAAUUGGCAUCGGCAUUGCCCUUUCGGGAGUACCCGUCUACUUCCUCUGUUGUCAUCUACCUGCCUCCCGUCGGCCCAUGUGGCUCCGCAAAUUUAUUGCAUCAUCAGGUAUAAUCAUCCAGAAAGUGUGUUUCUGUGUCCUUACCGAGAUGGACACAGAUGAUGGAAAGGCAGAGUAGAAGUGGACGGUACACGGGACAACCAAAAUGUACAAUAUCCACCUCAGCUUAUCCAAUGUUUG
Xyrauchen texanus (razorback sucker) is the source of this 1961-nucleotide messenger RNA. RefSeq names its product solute carrier family 7 member 7 (gene slc7a7). Gene Ontology annotation, molecular function: L-amino acid transmembrane transporter activity; basic amino acid transmembrane transporter activity. The coding region runs from base 394 to 1899 and encodes 501 amino acids. Gene Ontology annotation, cellular component: membrane. Gene Ontology annotation, biological process: amino acid transmembrane transport. Lineage: Eukaryota; Metazoa; Chordata; Actinopteri; Cypriniformes; Catostomidae. The record is from RefSeq and is a predicted model, not a curated record. The transcript is spliced from 10 exons.